CUCUGUAGAACCAAUUCUUGAGCAAUACCGUCCAGCAAUUUUGGCAUCUCUAAAGUUCUCUAAGUUGACUCUUGGUACUGUGCCACCUCAGUUCACAGGAGUUUCCAUCAUCGAGGGUGAAUCUGACGAGAUAAUUAUGGAAUUGGACUUGCAGUGGGAUGGAAAUCCUAAAAUUGUACUUGAUAUAAAGACUAGACUUGGUGUAACUCUACCAAUACAGGAAACAAUACGAGAUGCUAUUGAAGAUUCUAUCACUUGGCCAGUACGUAAAAUCAUACCCAUAUUACCAGGAGAUUACAGUUACCUAGAGUUAAAGCCAGUGGGGACUUUGAAUGUGAAGCUCAUUGAAGCAAAGGAAUUAACAAAUAAGGACAUAAUUGGAAAAUCUGAUCCAUUUGCCGAGCUAUUCGUCCGUCCCCUACGUGACCGGAUAAAAACUAGCAAAACAAUAAACAAUCAAACAAGUCCAAUCUGGAACGAGCACUUUGAGUUUGUUGUGGAGGAUGUAACCACCCAACAUUUGACCAUAAGAGUUUAUGAUGAUGAAGGAAUUCAAGCUUCUGAACUAAUUAGUUGUGCUCAAUUACCACUAGGCGAGCUUGAGGCUGGUAAAGUUAAAGAUGUGUGGUUGAAACUGGUGAAGGAUCUUGAGAUCCAGAAAGACCAGAAAAACCGUGGUCAGAACUUGCCAGCUAAAGAUAUCUUGGGAAAAUCUGAUCCUUUUGUGGUGCUAAGAAUGAAGAAGUCUGAACAGACCUACAAGACUAGGGUCCUCAACGAUACCUUGAAUCCAGUUUGGAAUCAGACCUUCGAUUUUGUAGUUGAGGAUGGGUUACAUGAGUUGCUAAUCCUUGAUGUUUAUGACCAUGACACAUUUGGGAAGGAGAAAAUGAGUAGAUGCAUCAUGACUCUGACGAGAGCCAUAUUGGAGGGAGAAUUUACAAUUAGUUUCCUUAUUGAUGGUACCGAUUCAGGAAGGUUGAAUUUGAGCAUCAAGUGGACUCGACAACAAUCAGUCGAGAUUGAUCGAGGUCUGAUCUAGUCAGCAAGAGACUACUUCCCAUGCUUAUGUUCUUCCUGAUGCUCAAAGUAAGAGUGACGAUGAAAAGGCCCAUCGCUGGUUAAGUUGGCCGAGAACCAAAAAAAAAAAAAAAAUAUGUCUUGUUAUCAUGUAGAUAUUAUAUAUAUGUAUGUGUGCAUGCAAGUAUAUAGGGGAAUGUUGCAAUAUAUGCUGGUGUGGAUGAUGAGAACAGUGGAGUUGUGUGAAAUGGAACUUAAUUUUGAUAUAAACAUGAAUUCAUUUUAAGUUGUCUAAUUAAGAGGGGAACUGAUGGCUAUUCUUGUUAACAAGUCAAACAAUUGAAACAACAAUGCCAUCUGCUUG
Molecule: messenger RNA, 1384 nt
Organism: Striga asiatica
Lineage: Eukaryota; Viridiplantae; Streptophyta; Magnoliopsida; Lamiales; Orobanchaceae
Source: the annotation of a GenBank genome assembly